This is a messenger RNA of Enterobius vermicularis (human pinworm), 1365 nucleotides long. The record is from the annotation of a GenBank genome assembly. NCBI's taxonomy places the organism in Eukaryota, Metazoa, Nematoda, Chromadorea, Rhabditida, Oxyuridae.
AUGGUACUGAGUAUUGCGGUCGUUCACGCACUGGAAAAAGUUACUUGCUCAACUUUUUUUUGCAAUACCUACACGCCAGUGGGCAGAAUCGUCAAAGCGGCAACUGGCUUAAUCCUACUGACUCUUCUUUGGGAUUUAGUGCAAGAGGAGGAAGUGAUAGGGAGACUAAUGAACAGAAGAGGUGAAACUGUAGCACUGUUCCUCAUGGACAGCGAGGGAUUUUUCGCCGCUGAGUUAACAUGGGACGACUGUGCCAUCAUCUUCGCUUUAACAAAUUUGCUAUCUUCUGUCCAGUAUUCACUAUCAAACAAAUUUAUUCCAGCGAUUUCAUUCUGUAACAUCGGCUUCACAAGAUUGUUUAAAGCUUAUUGGAUUGACGAUGAAGAACACCUUUACGGAUUUCAAAGAGACACGGUUUACUAUGAAAAAAUGAGCAAUUCCGAAAAGGCCCGGAAACAGCGUCGUGAUAUGUGCACGGCCGUAGAAAGCUGUUUCAAAACCAUUGCCUGUACGCUUUUACACCAUCCUAAAAUAAAAGUUGCAAAAGCCAAAUACCCUUGUGCUAUUGAACCCAGGAAAGAAUUUCUACAGCAGGUAAAGGUAUUAGUAGAAAUAUUGUUCGCUCCUGAACAUGUAACGAUAAAAAAGAAUGGUAACGACGAAAUAACUUGUGUGGAGCUGUUGGAGCUGCCUCGCCAAUACGUGCUGCUGUUUAGCAAAAGUGGCAUUUCCACACCAGAAUCUUUAUACAAGCGAGCCGAAAGGGGUGGAGCUGAGGUAAUUGAAAAAGAGUUUGCAAAUUCGCAUGAAAAAGCUCAGCGAAUUGCACUGGAAAGGUUUAGAUCGGCUACUGAAUUAUACAAGUUUAAACAACCAGGAGACUUGAAACAAGGUCUCGAGAAAAUGGGCAAGGUUGUGGAAAUAUUACGGAAAUAUCAGGGUUCUCAUUUAUUUGAAAUGGGGAAGUUGAACUGUCUCAUCGGCUUGAAGUGGCAUCUUGCAGAGCAGUUGGCAGUUUUGAAUCGUAAUCUUCUCAAGAUUUCUCUUAGCAAAUCUUUAUUGAAAACUUUAUUGCAAUUUAUAAAAGAGCGGUCUAUUGGAGAAAUUUCUCCCGAGGCUGUGAAGACGAAGCACGAUUGCGUCAAGGAGAAUUGCAUAAAACUAAUGAAAGAUGAAAUAAAAGAAAUUACAUUUGGUUUGUCGGACGUAUUGCUCAAAAGAACAAAAUCGUUUUUUGAGGGAUGCAUUCCUCAAACUGCUGCAAAUGCAGAACUAACUCUCGAUCACAACUCAGAUGCUACUGGGCCAGCUGAAGAGAAGUUUUUUUGGGAACAACCAAAAAGCGCUGUUGUCAUUACGACAUAA